Molecule: messenger RNA, 1874 nt
Organism: Momordica charantia (bitter melon)
Lineage: Eukaryota; Viridiplantae; Streptophyta; Magnoliopsida; Cucurbitales; Cucurbitaceae
Gene: STRS1
Product: DEA(D/H)-box RNA helicase family protein
Molecular function (GO): ATP binding; RNA helicase activity; nucleic acid binding
Source: RefSeq, a predicted model, not a curated record
GUCAAAACCCUAAAAAUCCUCCGGGUUCCCCCUGAGACAAUUGGCCUUCCGUUCGCUGCUUCUCUUCGACUCCACCUGAGCCGAACUCUAGCAGACGGCGCCAUGGUUGGAAAACUCAGAGAGAACUCCGCCGUCAGCGAACCAGUGGCCCAAGUAGGUUGCGAAAAACUCCAUAAGAGAUCCGAGAAGAAGAUGAAGAAGAAGAGAGACAGAGACUCGGGUCGUCAAGAGGAAAACGAAGUUAGUCCCCAGAGUAAGGUAGUGGAAGGCACUGAUUCGGAGAUUCCCAAGAAGAAGAAGAAGCACAAGAAGUCGAAGGAUGACAAUCCUGACGUCAAAACCUCCGACGAGAAAGAAGAGCCGAAGGGCGAUGAAAAUUCUACCGAUGGAUCUGUGGUGGUCAAUGGUAAAGGCGUGAAGGACGGAAAGUUCGCGCCGCUGAAGUCAUUUGUCGAAGCGGGACUUCCAGAUGAAGUAUUGGAGUGCUGCCGAACUUUCAAAAGUCCAUCGCCUAUUCAAUCCCACGCUUGGCCAUUUUUGUUGCAUGCUCGGGAUUUUAUUGGAAUUGCCGCAACUGGAUCAGGCAAGACUCUGGCGUUUGGUGUGCCUGCUAUUAUGCACGUCUUGAAAAAGAGAAAGGGCAAGAUGUCGAAGGGGCGGAAUCCUCUCUGUUUAGUCUUAUCACCUACGAGGGAAUUAGCUCAACAAAUUUCAAGUGUACUGCAAAAUGCCGGAGAACCUUGUGGCGUGACGUCAACUUGUUUGUAUGGAGGAGUCUCCAAAGGCAGUCAGAUAUCUUGUCUUAAAUCUGGUGUUGACAUUGUGAUUGGAACUCCUGGCCGUUUAAAGGAUUUGAUGGAAAUGGAGGUCUGCAGACUUUCAGAGGUGUCUUUUGUGGUCCUUGAUGAGGCAGAUCGAAUGUUAGACAUGGGAUUUGAACCUGAAGUGCGCUCUAUAUUAAGCCAGACAUGUUCAGAACGCCAGAUGGUUAUGUUCAGUGCUACAUGGCCUCUACAAGUUAAUCAAUUGGCUCAAGAGUUCAUGGAUCCUGACCCAGUUAAGGUUGUUGUAGGUUCUGAGGAUUUGGCUGCUAACCAUGAUGUCAUGCAAAUAGUCGAGGUCUUGGAUGAUCGUGCACGUGAUGGACGUUUAGUGGCUCUGCUUGACAAAUACCAUAAAUCUCAAAGAAACAGAGUAUUAGUUUUUGUCUUGUACAAGAAUGAAGCUGCACGAGUUGAAAAUAUGCUGCAGAGAAGGGGUUGGAAGGCUGUUUCCAUACACGGUGACAAAGCACAAACUGAACGUACAAAAGCAUUGUCAUUAUUUAAAAGCGGAAGCAAUCCGUUAAUGAUAGCUACUGAUGUGGCCGCUCGAGGUUUGGACAUUCCAGAUGUAGAAGUAGUAAUUAACUAUAGCUUUCCUCUCACUACUGAAGAUUAUGUCCAUAGAAUUGGAAGGACUGGACGGGCUGGUAAAAAGGGUGUUGCUCACACAUUCUUCAUGCAACAAAACAAGGGACUUGCUGGAGAGCUGGUAAAUGUUCUCCGUGAAGCUAAGCAAGUUGUACCUGAUGCACUUUUGAAAUUUGGCACUCAUGUCAAGAAAAAGGAAUCCAAGCUGUACGGAGCUCACUUUAAAGAAAUUUCAGCAGAUGCCCCCAAGUCCAAGAAAAUUACAUUCAAUGAUUCUGACGAUGAAGAUUGAUUAUUAACAAAAUCCUCAAUUUUUAUGCAGGGCCAAGUUUUCUUUUUAAUAUUUUGAAUUUAUAAUAGGCGAACUUUGAUUUUCCUGUUUAAUUAUAAAUUUUGAUCUUGGUGGGUGUCAUCAAUUUAUUGAUGAAUGAUUAAUGCAAUUUAGUAAUUUGUGUUAAUCAA